AUGGAUUCCUCCUCGCUCUACGCGUCUCCUCUACCAUGGCCGCCGUCGCGCCUCAUUGCUGUCGCCUGGCCUCGCUUUCGUCGCCUGUAUGCCAUCACUGCCUCACCUUGCCUCACCGACAGUCGCUGCAUUGAUUGUCGGCGAGGCGACAGCAGCGAGGCGCAACGGAGAGGCGAGGCGGCAGCCAUGGCAAGGGAGACGUGCAGAGUAGGGGGGCAGUGGCCCGCUUUGCAAAUUUGCAAAAAGCAUCAUCUAUCAAGAUCGAGGAUUCUCAAGAAGAUUGCUCUGCUCUUCCUCCUCCUUUCACUUUUAGCAUUAAUCCUUCUACCAAUUUCAUUUGCAGGCCAACAACAGAGCAACAAUUUGGCCGAGGAAGAUGAUACAACUUAUGAUGAUAAGCAAGAGGCAGCCACUACAAAUAAUAGAAUCCAAGAAAGGCUUCUGAGAAAUAAUGCCGGAGAUUAUGGACACUACGAUCCGGCGCCGGCUUUUGCCCGGCCUCGCUUCAAACUCAUUCCCAACUGAUCCAUCAAUCUUAGAUUGUAAUUGAGAUUUAUGAUAUUUGAAUUUGAGAUGUGGGGCACUUGUGUAUCAUAUUAAUCUCCAAUUGUUCCAAGUUAAUGCAGCAUCAAGG
Molecule: messenger RNA, 634 nt
Organism: Diospyros lotus (date-plum)
Lineage: Eukaryota; Viridiplantae; Streptophyta; Magnoliopsida; Ericales; Ebenaceae
Exons: 4
Coding region: 1-525 (174 amino acids)
Source: RefSeq, a predicted model, not a curated record